Messenger RNA from Cyprinus carpio (common carp), 3017 nucleotides. Its product is annotated as zinc finger protein GLIS3-like. Gene Ontology annotation, biological process: regulation of transcription by RNA polymerase II. The record is from RefSeq and is a predicted model, not a curated record. Gene Ontology annotation, molecular function: RNA polymerase II cis-regulatory region sequence-specific DNA binding; DNA-binding transcription factor activity, RNA polymerase II-specific. Lineage: Eukaryota; Metazoa; Chordata; Actinopteri; Cypriniformes; Cyprinidae. Gene Ontology annotation, cellular component: nucleus.
UUUUACAGUAUUUUAUACAGUAUAAUGCAGGAGAAGUUGAUCAAUAUUAUCAAUCAUGAACGUCUGAUGGAACGUGACUUUUUCUCAGGUUACUUGUCUUUGGGGAUGAACAGAAGAGUGUUUGGUCCGUGUGGCGGUUCAAACCUGCAGGUGAUGAGCAAUGCCAGGCUGGUCCAGAGUCUGGGUCCGGUUUCUUCACAGACUUCAGUCCAAAGCGGCGCUCAUCAUUCACUCGCUGUUCCCUUCACUGACGCCAGGUGUUUGCUGUCCAGAGAAUCCCUGGCCUCGACCACCCUCAGCAUCGCCGAGACACAAUCGGUUCGCAGCAGUAAGCUGGACUGGCCCUAUGAUUACCGCGUUCUGCCUCCUUUAGGGCUAGGGUUUAACCAGACUUCAGAAGCAGCUGAUCCCAAUCUCAUUCCCGGGACCUCCGUGUCCGAAUGCGUCUCCAACCCCACGUCUCUACCACAUUAUCUCUUCAAGGAGGACGCCAGCAGUCCGCGGCUCUCAGCCCGCUGCAAAAAGCGAGCGCUGUCCUUGUCUCCGCUCUCGGAUGGCAUCGGCCUCGACCUCAACUCCAUCAUCAGAACCUCUCCCACGUCGCUGGUGGCGUACAUCAUCGGCUCCCGCAUUUCGCCGGCCUCGCGCCCCACUCCUUCUCCUCUGCAGGCCGAUGUUUGUGGACACCUGCUGGGCAUCAGAGGCAGCUGCAUCUCUCAUCCCAACCCCAGCAAACACAUGACCAAAGACAGGUCAGUUGAUGACACCGAGAGUUUCCGCAUGCAGCAGUUAGAGGUGACGCCACUAGAAGACCAGUUCACCAAUCUAGCAGUGGAGCACCAACUUCUACCUGGACAGAACAAAAAAACUACAAAAAAAACCACCCCACCACCAACAAAACAUCAAUUCGAACAACCCACCACUAUUAUUAGGACUCCUAGUCCUCCUAGAGGCCCUCCACCGCCCUAUAACACCCAUCUGCGAGCAUCUCAUGUUCAGAUGCCAGCGGCGUCUUCAGACAACAUCGUGGUCCUUCCGAUGCUGGAGGAGGACGAGGAGGAGGACGUCAGCGGAGGACACUGCUGCUGUUGGCUGGACUGCGGCGCUGUUUACGGCCAGCGAAAGGAGCUGGUCAAACACAUCGAGAAGAUCCACGUCGACCAGCGCAAGGGCGAGGACUUCACCUGCUUCUGGGCUGGGUGUCCUCGCAAACACAAGCCUUUCAACGCACGCUACAAGCUCCUCAUCCACAUGAGGGUCCACUCCGGGGAGAAACCCAACAAAUGCUCGUUUGAGGGCUGUCAGAAGGCGUUUUCCCGUCUGGAGAACCUAAAAAUCCAUCUGAGGAGCCACACAGGCGAGAAACCCUAUGUAUGUCAGCAUCCCGGCUGUCAGAAAGCCUUCAGCAACUCCAGCGAUCGAGCCAAACACCAGCGAACACACGUCGACACGAAACCCUACGCUUGUCAGAUCCAGGGCUGCACAAAACGCUACACAGACCCCAGCUCUCUGCGCAAACACCUCAAAUCACACUCUUUAAAGGAGCAACAAGCCCAGAAGAAGUUGAGACGCAGCACAGAGCUCAGUCAGGACGGACUCGCUGAGUGUUUGACCGUUCACAGCCUCGCACCACUGGACCUGAUUGAGACCAAGCGCCAGUCGCCCACUAACGAUCUCUACACUGUGUUCACCCUGAACCAGACAAACACCCCGCAGAGUCCCGUGAGGAGCCCAUCCGAUCCACAGACCCUUCAGACCCACAUGCAGCUGCCGGCCGCACAGGGAAGCAACAGGUCCAGGGUUCCUGUGUCGCGUCAGAUGUCUUCAGGACCGCUGUCAUCUCGUCACACGCUGGGCCAAAACACUCACAAACUCCCCAGAUACUCCAGCCAUCCCAGGACAUCCCACCCGGACAGUUUCUCUGCCGAUGCCCAGACCGUGUUCUCAUACGGAGCCAAACACAUUAGUCCCAUGAUGCAGAUGCCCAUGUUUGAGAACAAUCUGUCUCAGCCUGAGCUCGACCUGCUGCACACAACUCUGUCAAGCAUCGCCGUGUUCGACUCUCAAACCGGACCGGAAGAGUUUCUGGGAGAGCAGGUGCCUUCGGUGCCGGAGGAUAAUUACCUUCAUGUCUGUACAGUGGAGAGAACCCCAAGCCGGAUCUCAUGCGUCUAUACUGAAGGGUGAACGCUUCUCUCCAGAGUGGAUCUCUUCAGUCUGAGCAGAUUUGGUCAGCUCACUUUGGCUUGUUUAUGUCAUUGAGAGAGUUUAACAGAAGAACUUCCUCAUGGACUGCUAGUCAGUGGGAGAAACCGGAUUUUUUAAACACUGUGAAGCAUUUGGACGUUUAAGCCACAUUUUGUCACGAGUUAAAAUAUCAAAGCAAGUGUCUGUAUCUGUGCAUCUCAAACACUUUUCAUUUUUGCUCAGAGACCUUUAGUCGACAUCGUGUUCACACAGGUAUAUUUCAAACCAGACAAACUUAAAGUGCCCCUAUUAUGUAACACAGCUCUAACUGCAAAGUUUGAGUUGCACCGUGUAUAAAUUAUAAAUUAAGUUUUUUUUACUGCCAAAAGACAAGCUUCUUUGCCACUGGGUGCUACUUUUGGAGCGGUAAAAAUAGCUGUUUCCCUGGUAACGCUGUUCACAAAGCAGCACUGCGCUCACAAACACUGCUUUAUCAGGCAUUACAGGCGUGAUGAAAAUGAAAUAAAAAAAUCGGACCAAUCAAAGCAGGGGUUUGCAAAAAUGAAUCAUUGAGCGAAUUGUUUGGGAGUCGUUGAGCAAAUAAGGUAAAAAUAAAUGCAUAUUAUAAGACAAUGAAAGUGUAGGUCAGCCUGUUGUUGGGGACUCCCAAAACCAAAAUAUGAACCUUUCAUUACCCAUAAUGGGGCACUUUAAUUUUGCCAAAUGUUUACCUUCAAGGAAUAGUUCACCCAAAGACAGGAAUAUUAAAAUAUGGAAAUGUGUUCAUCCUCAGGUCAUCAAAGAUAAGAAUGAGUGUGUUUCUUCAUCAG